Molecule: messenger RNA, 2822 nt
Organism: Pectinophora gossypiella (pink bollworm)
Lineage: Eukaryota; Metazoa; Arthropoda; Insecta; Lepidoptera; Gelechiidae
Product: ecdysone oxidase-like
Exons: 4
Coding region: 97-1977 (626 amino acids)
Molecular function (GO): ecdysone oxidase activity; flavin adenine dinucleotide binding
Source: RefSeq, a predicted model, not a curated record
GUGUGUGAACUUACACGAGUUACCGCGUGGGACCCUACCUCCCGGUUUUGUUUAUCUUACCGUCUCUACGGAAUAUGUAAGUAAUGUACAAAAACUAUGUCUUGCUUGGAGCUCCCAUGCCCAAGCUACACCAGCAGCCCCGCAGGGACCACCUUCACCAACCUAGUCACCCACCUGCUGGCGACACAGUGCCUGGUCACCGAGCCCUGGCCUGAUGAUGAUUUUGAAACAGUCUCCAAGGGCGACUAUUUCGACUUCAUCAUCGUGGGAUCCGGCACAGCUGGGUCGCUGCUGGCCAACAGACUGAGUGCCAACCCUCAGUGGAAGGUGCUGCUCGUGGAGGCAGGAGCAGAUCCGCCGAUGGAGAGCAUCAUACCGAAUUUCUCUGGGGCUACCCACAGGAGCAUCUAUGCAUGGCAAUACCAUACAGAAAAGGAUGAAACUACCAACAGAGGUAGCAUCGACGGCCGUUCCUUUUGGCCUCGCGGUAAGGUCCUAGGAGGUACAGGGUCCAUCAAUGGCUUGCUGCACAUGCGAGGAAGCCCUGGGGACUACGCUCCGUGGCACACUGAAGAAGACGAUGGAUGGGAUUGGCCUACCCUGAAGAAAUACUUUAUGAAGAGUGAAAAAGUCAUUGACCCCUUUAUUCUUAACAACCCACACUUACGAAAAGAUCACGGCACUGAAGGAGCAUUCAUCGUGGAUCAACUUAAUUUCACACAUGAAGGUAUAGCUGAGAAAAUAACUGAAGGUUAUAAAGAAAUGGGUUUAAAAUUCCUAGAAGACAUAAAUGGAGAUACGCAGAUGGGUGUCGGAAAGAUUAGAGGCAGUAACUAUAAGGGUAAGAGAGUAAGUACAGCUACUGCUUUCUUAAAUGCUGCGAGAGAGCGAGAAAACCUAUACGUGUUGAAAAAUACAUUUGCUUAUUAUAUUAAAAUUGAUAAAGAAACUAAAGAAGCUACGGGAAUUAAAGUAACACUCCAAAAUGGUAAUGACGCUACAUUUUUUGCGAUAAAAGAUGUGAUAAUUAGUGCUGGCACAGUAAACAGUCCUAUGUUGCUCAUGGCAUCAGGUAUUGGACCAAAAGAACACUUGGAAGGAUUGGAUAUUGACGUCAUUGCUGAUUUGCCGGUUGGUGAAAACCUUCAGGACCAUGUUAGAAUACCUAUUCCAGUCACGAUAGAUACAGGAGCGAAGGAAAAAGACGAAAAAUAUUGGCUCAAAGCGGCUGCGGAUUAUUUACUCGAACAAACAGGUCCUCAUUCUACAAAUUACGAUCAACCGAACAUAAAUGCUUUUCUCUCCGUUCCUGAAGGUAAAUCAUUGCCUGAUGUUCAAAUUGAUCAUAACUAUUUCGUACCAAACACAUCUUACGUUUUCUCUGCGUGUGUAAAUGUUAUGUCGUUUCAAGACGAAAUCUGUAGUCAGUUUUAUGAGUUUAACUCUGAAAAAGAACUGUUGAUAUUCUUUGUGUCUUUAUGCAGGCCUUACUCAAGAGGCAAUAUUUUGUUGCGUACAAAAAGCAACGUCGGUUACCCGAAGAUAUACUCUAAAUACUUCAGUGAUGAACGCGACAUGCAGACUUUUGUAAACGGUGUGAAAGGCGUAAUGAAGAUUAUAGACACUCCAACUUUUAAGAAGAUGAAAUCUGAGUUACAGAGGAUAAACUAUAAAGAUUGUGAUGGCUUUGAGAUGGCUAGUGAUGAUUAUUGGGAAUGCAUGGCUAGAACUUUGACUUAUAACGUUUAUCAUCCUGUAGGUACAGUCAAAAUGGGUAAAGUAGGAGACCCAACAGCAGUAGUAGAUAGUAAACUAAGAGUGAUCGGUGUGAAAGGACUUAGAGUGGUUGAUGCUAGUGUGAUGCCGACUAUACCGAGUGUCAAUACUAAUGCUGCUACUAUGAUGAUCGCUGAAAGAGCUGCUGAUUUCAUUCAAGAGGAAUAUUUGAAUUUGGAUAUAAAUAAAGAUGAGUUGUGAUGCCUUUAGUUUGAUUGCUCCUGCAGUUGCUAUUCCCUCAGCAGUAGGACGGACAAAGAUUGUUUAUAGUAUGAAAUAAAGAAGAAGUUUCUCACAAAAACAACCCAUAAUUAGUAAAGUUCAGCAAAUCUACCACCGUACUCAGCUAUACAUAUUUUUAGACAUGAGCUUGCUUAAACUCAACCCCACCUCAACCCAGCGGUUAUCUAACUAAACUGUCAAAUCCAGUUAUAACAAAUAUUGAUUAAUUAAAGGUUAUGACCUCAACACGAGCUCCUAUCCUUCGCUGGAUUAAGAACAGUUAAUAACAGAAUUAUACUUUAAUAGGAGGAAGUAGCAAUAACUUCGAAACCAGUACUCCGUACUCUGAACACGGCUGGAGUUUGCAAAACAAGUGAAAGUUUUAGGCGAGUUGUGUUGAGGAUACAUCCCUUGUUACAGCGAUUCAUUUUUAUUUCUAUGAAUUUUCUUUUACCUGUCACGUUGGUCUAACAGAAAGCUCGGUGAGGCGUGGGUACUUAGUUUAUCUUGCUAUGGAUGUAUCUCUGACUAGGCCAAUUGGGAUACUGUCGUGAGCUUAUGUUAAUGUGUCCUUUUAUCUUGUGAGAUUGUGAUGUGUGUCCGAGUGAAAGAAAGCGUGAUCCAAACGCGAGCCUUAAAUAUUACUUAUUUAAAAAAUCUGCAACCUUGGUGUCUAUUCUGGUGUCCUGGCGUCAGGCGUGUAGGCGUUGGGUUGGUUGUCUGAAUGAAAAACAUAAUGUUGCUAGUCACUUUUAAAACGACUUUUUACCUAUAAAUUUUUUGUCACUUUUUUGUCUUUGUUUGAAUAAAUGUUUUUCUCUCUC